AUGAGCACAUUACUAUGUGAUCUGAGGGAACGCAGCCUUCCUCCCCACCACAAGCCCCUGUGUAACACCAAGCGCUGGCACUGGCCAGGGGAGCAGAGACCUCAUCAUCCCAGCUCUGGGAACUUCUCUCCCAAACUCCUUGUGCUUCCAAGACUUCAACCUCCUGGAGGAAAUAUCCCAUCGGAAUGAUGGCACAACGUUACUGCACCCUGGGAUGCUUUCUAGCCCUGGUCUAUGGGGAUAAGCUGUGGGAUGUGCCAGACCCUUCCGAUCAGUUCCCCAGUCCUGGAAAACAGUCUUGGGAGCCUGAAUGUCAAUACCAACUGCGCCACCUACAGGAUGGGGCUCGGAUUUCUUCUGUAUUACCACCUAACAUAGAAGGUCAUUGGAUUUCCACAGGAUGUGAAGUUCGGCCUGGACCAGAAUUCCUUACAAGAUCCUACACUUUCUACCCCAAUCGAUUGUUCAAGGCCCUUCAGUUCUAUUACUCGGACCCUCAGUGCCAACAGCCCUUGUAUUCUCUUGUGAUCAAAGGAAAAAUACGCCUUCGUCAGGCAUCGUGGAUUACUAGGGGGGCUACAGAGGCAGAUUAUAGUUUGCAUAAAGUUGGGAUUGUAUUUUACACCCAGGAGGCCAUGAGUAACAUCAAAGCCCAGAUGAACAGGACCUGUGUGGGUUUUGUAUCUACUGGCAGAACCUGGGCUCCAGGAAGAAUAUAUGAGCUCCUCAGUGCCAAGGCUGAUAGGGACUGCACGGCUGCUCUCAACUUUACCAUGCAUGAGCUCAGUCUGGUGAGACUGGAGAAACAGUACAUCUCCCAGGAGAGGGGAGGACUGGUGGAGAAGCUCUUCCUAGGAGAUAUCCAUACUGAGAUGUCAGAGAGGAUACAUUACCGACCUAAUGGAUACCAGCAGCCCUUGCAGAGUGCCCUGCACCAUGCCCACCCAUGUCACGUCUGCAGCCUAAUCUACAACUCGGAUGAACAUCACCCUCCGGUCCUGCCCCAUAUUAUGGAGCCUCCAGCCCAUCUUGGUGGUAAAUGGGUGAGCAGCCAAUGUGAGGUUCGCCCCGCUGUGCUCUUUGUUACCCGCUACCUUUUGUUCUAUGGAGAUAACCGUACCUGGGAAGGAUUCUACUACCACUAUACUGACCCACUGUGCAAACAGCACACGUUUACCCUCCGAGCUGCAGGACGCUAUACCCAAGGAGUACCCUCUGAGCAUGUAAAAGGUGGGACAGAGCUGGUGUUUACUGUAAGCCAAGUAUGGGUUACUCCAUUGAACCAGGUGAGCUUAUGGAUGCUCAAUGCCUCCCGGACUGGAAGUUGUGGCACAUUGGGAUCAUGGGCCAUAGGGCAGGAACAAGACAUUACAAUGACAGGGGGCUGUGAUGUUCUGGGUAUCCGGCUUCCUCACACUGAAUAUGAGCUCUUUAAAAUUGCACAGGACAACCAUGGGAGAUACCUCUUGUAUAUGGGUGAAAGGCCAACAGAUGGCUCUAGCCCAUCAACACUCAGCAAGCGACCAACCUCCUACCAGCCUCCACUGAUCCAGUGCUCUUCGGAGCCAACACUGCCUUCUAAGCAACAUCAGUCUACGGAUUUUGCCCAGAAUAUUGCACCCUUACCCCGUCCACAGUUUUGGGCUCUGCUGAUAAUGUUUAUUAUAUUACAUAUUUUAAGGCCAAACUGAUCCACGCCGGCUGUUUUCUCAGGUGCAGUUCUCAGAGCCGGGACAAUCUUGUACUCUACAAAAAAAGAUAACAAAAAAUAUGUCUUGAGGUUCUGCUUUGUUUGUUAUGUUAAGAGAUAUUGUACAUAGUAUUCUAUCUAGCUAAUGCACUUGCUGAAAAGAUGAUCUACGUCUCGUUCUUCAUAGCUCUUGGUGCCGGAGAAAGUUUCCCUCUGCGACGUCUGCAGAUGUCUAAGCUCUUAUAGAGAUAAUCAACCGCAAUGAACAA
Molecule: messenger RNA, 1959 nt
Organism: Hyla sarda
Lineage: Eukaryota; Metazoa; Chordata; Amphibia; Anura; Hylidae
Gene: APCDD1L
Product: APC down-regulated 1 like
Exons: 4
Coding region: 186-1691 (501 amino acids)
Biological process (GO): negative regulation of Wnt signaling pathway
Cellular component (GO): plasma membrane
Molecular function (GO): Wnt-protein binding
Source: RefSeq, a predicted model, not a curated record